CGUAACUUCAGCACCUCCAGGUUUCUAUACGAAAUAUUUAUUGGUUCUAUAAGGAAUCCCCACAACUAGUACGACUUUAAAAAGGCAGGGAUCCUAGAUGUACACACAUGUAGGACUUAGGCAGUAUAGGUACAUAGGUAAAAACAGGCAGGGAACCUCGGAUACCAACGCUUCACCUCCACUCUUUUCCGUUCGGCGUCAACCUUCUUCAGUAGGAUCCACUCAUUAGAGUACUGUAGGUACCACCAAUGACCAACCUAAUUCAUGUAAAUCUAGCCCUGAAGGUUUUCUACCUAGGUAGGCAUCCUGAAUGCUCCUUCCCGCGUGGGAUGGUAUGACUUCCACAGCUGCAGCUACGUAACAGUAGACUAAAAACUAAAAAACUAUGCCAGCGAUUUCCUUAAAAAGCAAGGAUGAUGGAUCGCUUACGCCCCUGGACCCCCAUAAUGUCCACAAUGACUACUCACAAAUCUUCCCAUUACAACCCUUAGCUAUUACCACUUCUUCUACUACUCUUCCUGAUACUGCAACCAGCUCCGCCUUACCCGCAAGCCUAGUCAAGGUCUCAAACCCCACGUCGCCAGCCUCCUACGAUACAAAUAUUGCCGCUUCCUCGUCAGAUUCGACCCAAGACCUUUCUACUAGAACUCCUCGCUCCCCGUCGAGCACGAGCCAUGAAUUCCACCAAACCGAACUCGACUUCCAGGCUAAUCCCAACCCUGCCGUUGAUAGUCGAGGAUCAAGGAUCAUGUCAAAAGCACCCCUCUUGAUUCGCUCUUCGCCUGGGUUCGGAACAGGUUCCUACGGAGCUGCUCCUAUCCACCCUGAGAUCACGGACUCGGAUAGUGAAGGUGAUGUCUCAACAUCAUCUCGCCAAAGACGGUCCAACACGGAAACCUCCAACGCCAGGCGACGUCACUCUGCUAGUGCCGGUCGCUCUGGAACAUUCCGAACAAGCACAUCGUCUCUAAGUCGAAGGAGAAAAAGCCAAUCCGAGGAGAUUGGAGGAUCUACUGUGGCAGAUGGCCUCGAUGGUCGUUCUAGUGUUAGCGAGAGACCUUUAACGAAUGAUUUGGCAUCGGAUACGAAGUCGGACGACUCAACCGUCGACGAUGAGGAUGGCCUCCACGACGCGAACGAAGGAGCCGACUACGACCCUCCUGAUAAUUCUCCCUACGCUCAAGUCCGUGCUUCAGUCUCGCCAAUCGAUAAUACGGCCCUUUCCAUAAAUACACCUCGCAUGUGGUUUCUAUCCACACUAUUCUCUAUACUUGGUUCUUCUACCAAUCUCUUCUUUUCCUUGAGAUACCCUAGCGUUUCCAUUACACCAGUCAUAGCGUUACUUCUCGUCCACCCACUUGGUCUCUUGUGGGAUUAUAUUUUGAAACGACCAGACGACCCUCCUGAGGAGUUCGAGGAUGGCGUGCGAGUAGAUGACUUAUCCUCAUCGUGUAGCGACGGCCAGAGCUCCACUGCUCUUAAAGAGAGAGGCCGCGCGACACGCCUCCGCCUUUGGUUGGCUCAAGGUACUUGGAAUGAAAAGGAGCAUAGUUGCGUAUACGUGAGCAGCAAUGUGUCUUUCGGGUUUGCGUUUGCGACGGAUGUCAUUGUUGAACAGACACAAUUUUACAAACAAGAUGUCGGCAUUGUCUAUCAGCUCCUACUCACACUUUCAACACAAAUUUUGGGGUACACUUUUGCCGGCCUAGCAAGACGGUUUUUGGUACGCCCAGCCGGAAUGAUCUGGCCUGGUACACUGAUGUCUGCUGCUAUGUUCACCACACUUCAUAAAGAGGAGAACAAACCGGCGAAUGGAUGGAGCAUCAGCAGGUGGAAGUUCUUUUUCAUCGUCUGGAUAUCAGGUUUCUUCUUCUACUUCCUUCCCGGGUUACUAAUGCCAGCAUUGAGUUAUUUCAAUGUGAUUACUUGGUUCGCUCCAGAUAAUGUUGUGGUCGCAAAUUUGUUCGGAGUCGCCUCUGGCCUAGGUUUGUUUCCUCUUAGCUUUGACUGGGCUCAGAUCGCCUAUAUUGGUUCGCCUUUACUCACCCCCUUCUGGGCCGCAAUGAAUGUCAUCGGUGGACUGGUAAUAGUGAUGUGGAUUAUCGCACCAAUUGGAUAUUAUUGCAAUCUAUUUUAUUCGUCUUACAUGCCGAUUCUCUCAGCAUCCGUCUUCGAUAAUACUGGCAAGAUUUACGACGUCAGCAAAAUCCUUACGGCGGAUUUCUUAUUCGAUAGAGAAGCGUACUCGAACUAUAGCCGUGUAUUUCUACCGAUAACCUAUGUUCUCAGUUAUGGACUUCAAUUUGCGGGGUUAGCAUCCCUCCUUACACAUACUACUUGUUGGCAUGGCAAGGAUAUUUAUGUUCAAUGGAAGCGCUCCCUACAAGAAGCGGAUGGAGAGAGUAGGCCAGCAUAUCAGCCACUCGAGAGCGAAAGCAAUGGGGAUACUCCUAAUAGGGAUCACCCAAGCAUCACGAGAUCUAGCUCUACUUUUGACAACAUCUUAAGUCACGAAGAUGUCCACAAUCGUCUCAUGAGGAGAUAUAAGGACGCACCCAUCACGUGGUAUCUAUUGACCUUCGUCUCAAUGACAAUAAUCGGUAUCUUCGUCGUCGAAUACUAUCCUAUCCAUUUGCCGUGGUACGGACUAUUACUCGCUUUGGGGAUAUGCGCUGUCUUAUUUAUCCCGAUAGGCAUCGUGAUGGCCGUGACAAAUCAACACAGCUCGAUUUACCUCAUCUGCCAACUCAUAUGUGGUGUUGUCUUUCCUGGGAGACCUGUCGCUAACAUGGUUUUUGUAACCUAUGGCUAUAUAUCGUCUGCUCAGGGCAUUAAAUUCGCGGCAGACUUGAAACUUGGCCACUACAUGAAAAUACCGCCGAGGCUCUUAUUUUCAGUGCAAAUGGUUGCGACGAUCGUCUCGUCGGUCACACAGAUCCUUGUACUCAAUUGGAUGUUUAUUAACGUCCCGGGUAUUUGUACACCCUCGGCUAUCAAUGGCUUUACAUGCCCGAUCGCCCGUGUCCAUUUCAACGGGUCGAUUUUAUGGGGUGUUGUCGGCCCAGCCGAAUUCUUUGGACCCGGUGCGACCUAUCGCCCUUUGGUAUGGUGCUUCUUAAUUGGAGCAGUCGCUCCGAUCCCUCUGUGGUUAUAUGGCCGUAAUAAAAAGUCGAGCAUCGUACGGAAGAUAAACCUUCCUGUCCUGUUUGGAUCGCUAAGUUGGAUCCCGCCAGCUACGGGACUCAAUUUUUCGGUUUGGGCUGUCGUUUGCUGGGUCUUCAACUACAUGAUUAAGAAUCGCGCGUCGGCUUGGUGGGCAAAAUACACCAUGACUCUCAGUGCCGCACUUGACUCAGGCUUGGCGUUUGGUAUCGUUGUCGUCUUCUUUGGCUUCAUUUAUCCAGGUUGGAUGAAAGGAUUCAGUUGGUGGGGAACGGAUGUCUAUAAACAAGGCUGUGACUGGCAGGCAUGUUCAUACAAUACGGUACCUAACGGCUCUCAUUUUGGUCCAGAUAAAUGGUAGAUUAUGGCAUAUCUUAGAUUUUGGUCAUGGGAUAUAUGUGACUUCGCAGAGAUGAUGGGGAAUUAGCGAGACGUAAAUCAGCGUCUAAAUACGAACUAGAAUCUGGAUUUGGUUACACAUAUCGAUAGAUUCUACAAUAGCAAUUUUAGAGCAUAAAUAACACUUGAACAAU
This is a messenger RNA of Hypoxylon trugodes, 3695 nucleotides long. RefSeq names its product OPT-domain-containing protein. Gene Ontology annotation, biological process: transmembrane transport. The coding region runs from base 386 to 3523 and encodes 1045 amino acids. The transcript has 2 exons. Gene Ontology annotation, molecular function: oligopeptide transmembrane transporter activity. Lineage: Eukaryota; Fungi; Ascomycota; Sordariomycetes; Xylariales; Hypoxylaceae. The record is from RefSeq and is a predicted model, not a curated record.